Molecule: messenger RNA, 3520 nt
Organism: Notolabrus celidotus (New Zealand spotty)
Lineage: Eukaryota; Metazoa; Chordata; Actinopteri; Labriformes; Labridae
Gene: tmem19
Product: transmembrane protein 19
Exons: 8
Coding region: 292-1299 (335 amino acids)
Cellular component (GO): membrane
Source: RefSeq, a predicted model, not a curated record
AAAUGUCCCGGUCCGACCCUCUUUCCCCUCCGGUCCCCGUCAUGUGUUUAGUACCGAGCCUGGGUUGAGUGCUGGUAUUAUUUCACAGGGUUGCUAGUUUCUAAAAAAAUGAGCUGAGUUUAUUAAAUUAUUGGAUUUAAAUUCACCUUUUUAUUAAAGCGAACACCUGAAGGGUUAAAGGUUCGAGCGGGGAGUGUAGAGCUAACUCAGCUAGCAUUGCUAACAAGCUUUCAGAGUAAAGAUCUGAAGUCACGAUGGAUCCGGAGAUAUGUGCCCCGUCUCUCCGCCAGCAUGGGCUCUGAAAGCGACGUGCUGAUGAAGGAAUACCUCAAGAUGAUGACUGAUAUGAUUGUGCUGUGUGCCACUCUGGCACUGUCCCUCUUCUUCUGGAUCACCUCCCUCACCAUCAGCUCCUACUACGGUACUCUACAGCCGGUGUCACCAUGGCGGUGGCUGUUCUCCAUCCUGGUCCCUCUUGUGCUGACGAUCAGAGCGCUGAAGAGUCGCAGUCUGGACAAAUCAGGAGCCCUCGGAGCUCUCCUGGUCGGGUUCGUUCUGACGAUGGCGAACUUCAGCUUCUUCUCCUCCCUGCUGGCCUUCUUCAUCACCUCCUCCAGACUCACCCGCUGGGGCGGAGCGCAGAAGAAGAAGAUAGACGCCGACUACAAAGAAGGCGGACAGAGGAACUGGCUUCAGGUUUUCUGUAACGGGGGAGUUCCUGCAGAGCUCGCCCUGCUCUACAUGAUCGAGGUGGGUCCGGGUGAGAUGCCCAUAGACUUCAGUAAGCAGUACUCCGCCUCCUGGAUGUGUCUCUCUCUGCUGGGGGCGCUCGCCUGCAGCACAGGGGACACCUGGGCGUCAGAGGUGGGGCCUGUGCUCAGCCAAUCACAGCCCAAACUCAUCACCACAUGGCAGGAAGUCCCAGCAGGAACAAACGGAGGAGUAACCACCGUCGGACUGGUCGCCAGCUUCCUGGGCGGCUUUACGGUGGGCGCCGCGUACUUCGUGACGCAGCUCCUGUUCCUCAGCGACCUUCACCUGUCCGACCCACAGUGGCCAAUCAUGGUGUACGGGGGCGUGGCCGGCCUGCUGGGGUCCAUGCUGGACUCGUUCCUGGGAGCUCACAUGCAGUACUCAGGGUUCGACGCGAGUAUCGGGAAGGUGGUGGGUUACGAGUCCGCCACGACUCGCCGGAUCUGUGGGAAACCGAUCUUGGACAACAACGCCGUCAACCUGUUCUCCUCUGUCCUCGUGGCGCUCAUCCUCCCCGGCCUGGCGUGGGGAAUGUGGCCAAGAUAGACUCAUAAACAUCACCGAGCGAGGAACCGAUGGGGGAAAUAAUCAUUCACAUAACACGCCGACGGUUCGGUCAAAGAAACAUCAUCAUGGUACAUUUACAGAACAACACAGAACAGCUGUGAUCAAAUAAAACACUUCUUAAACUUUAAAGAGGAGGAAGAAAAACUGUUACAUCAACUCCACCUGACGUCCGUCUGACUGACAAAACAGAUAUUAUUAAUUAGUGUCCUCAAAGAACAUUAUCUCAAUCACAGGAAGGGCAGGCUGGAAAGAAAAUUAAAGAUAUUUACUCAAAUAUUAAAGAUCAUUUCUCCUUAUUGAAAAUAAAUAAACAAAGCUAGGCAAAGCUGAAUUUAGGAAACAAAUGUUUAGUUAUAAUUAUGAGAAAGAAAGUCACAAUAGUAAUUGCUUUAACAAGCGAAAAACUCACAUUAUGAAAUAAAAAGUUAUAAUUAAGAGAUAGAAAAUUUAAACUCUGCAAUAAAAAGCCUAAAAAUAUGUGUGAAAAAGUCCAAAUUAUGAGGUAAAAAGUCAAAAUGUGUGAAUAAAAUGAUUUUACUAAGAAAUAAAAAUGUUGAAGUGAUGAAAUGAAAUUCAAAUUUGAGAAUGAAAGUCCAAAAUGUGCAGCCGUAAGUCAUUAUUAUGACAUAAAAUGUCAAAAUUCUGAGAUAAAACAUCUACAUUUAGAAAUUAAAUGACAUAACUCAGAGAUAAAAAUGUUGAAAUGAUGAAAUUAAAUUCUAAUUUAAGAAUUAGAGUCCAUAAUCUGAGAGAAUAAGUCAUAAUUAUAGGAUAAAAUGUAAAAAUGAUGACAUAAAAAGUCACAAUUAUAAGAUAAACGGUCGAAACACAGAGAAAAUGUUCCUUUAUGAGACAAUAAAACAAAAUGAUAAUAAUAAAUACACUAAUGAGAUAUAAUGAUGUGAAAAAAGUUUCUUAUGAGAUAAACAGUUGAAAUGAAAAUUCUCCUUUAGAGAUAAAAAGUCCAAACUAUGAGAUUAACUGUUUAAAUGAAGGUUAAAAAUCUCUUUAUGAGAUUAAAAGACAAAUAUCUGUUUAUCAUUAUUUAUUAAUAUUACAAGAUAACACUAUAUAUCUAUAUCUAUGAUAAAUAUGCACACACUAAUGUUAAAGGAAAGACACACUGGACGUGUUCAGGAGGAGAGACUGAUUCAGAGUGAGAGAUAACAAGCUGUGACUUUAAGAACAGCUUUGAGUAACUUGUUGGUUUGCUGUUGUGAGCGAUGAUGCUGAACUCCGAACCUGAACCACGUCAGGUCCUUAAAAACAAAAACCAACAACCGCCAAACUACCGACCCCGUCUGAAGAGGAACCCUGUGAAGUGAACCGCGAGGACGCUGUCUCUUUAAGGGUUCAGAGACCAAACAGACUCUAUCGUGGUCUGAUGAUGUUCUUCUUGAGAUAUAUUGAUUGUCUUUAAACUCUUUGUUGUCAGCUUCUUGUGUUUGUAUGUUGUGGAUGUGACGGGUCAGAAAUGUGAUGUUGUGAUCUCUGUUGUAAGAUAAUAAUUCUGGUUCUGGUUUAGAAAAGUGAGUUUAGGGAUGGAGAGAGAGAUGGAAGCCCGGACGACUUGCAGUUGUUUUAUUUUUGUGAUGAGAGGAUAAACUUCUCUCUGUGAUUAUUUCAUCCUAUCAGGGGCUUGUUGCAUUGAAGGAAAAUAAUGUUUUAAGUCUUCUUCAGGAAAUGUCACACUUAAACGUUGGUGUUAAGAUCCUUAAUUUGACAUCACAAUCUUCUUCUUCUCUGUUCUUAUAAUUUGCACUUAAAUGUUUUUAAGUAUGUUGUUCUGCUGCCUGUAUUAAGAUUUUAAAGCCUUGAUGUGAUCAACAGAAGUAAAAAAGGUUAAACUAGGCUUUAAUAAAUCUGCAGUUACUCUGUGGUCCAGGUCUACUGAGGGAUUCAAACCACGCUGAAACUUGAUCUGGAUCAACACAAAACCAAACGGCUGUGACGAUAAAACUACUGAAGAACACGACGUCUCGAACUGCUGUUUAACUUGAUCCGUGCUGGUUUCAUUUGAUGUUUCAGUAUUGAUGUUGAUUGUAGUGAAGGUAGAAAGCUCAUCUCAUGUCUUCAUGAGUCCGCUUUAAUCCUGUCUGAACAUAAAAAUGUAUACCUCUGUACCCCUGUUAUAUUAAAGACACACCUGUAUAUCACUACCUGCCAAUCAAGUGUUAAUAAACUGGAACUCUGUUUUAAA